Messenger RNA from Tigriopus californicus, 2324 nucleotides. RefSeq lists its product as uncharacterized. The record is from RefSeq and is a predicted model, not a curated record. NCBI's taxonomy places the organism in Eukaryota, Metazoa, Arthropoda, Copepoda, Harpacticoida, Harpacticidae. The coding region runs from base 1509 to 2276 and encodes 255 amino acids. The transcript is spliced from 2 exons.
GUCAUUCCAGUUUUUCCUUGACUCAACAAAACCAAACUUCAAGUUGACCUUCAUUUGACCUCACUACCUUUGUUAUCAAAAUUUCUUAUCAAAUUCUCUUAGAGCAUCUAGAAAUGUCCCCAAUAACAAACGUUGGGACCCAUUGCGAGAAAGUUUUGCCCAGCAAUAGGAUCAUAUAUUAUGAAUGACAGCUCAACAUUUUUUUUGUUCCUCUCACCAAAUAAUCUACCCUUGCGUCUUACAAGAACCAAGAGAAACCUCUACCGUUCAAGGAAGAUUGCACUUGCAUUAUCAUGGGAGACCCUACCGAUCUUCCAUUUACGGCCAAAACCAUCGAAACAGAUGCCGAUACUCUUUUUAUUGUAACGCACAUGACCAGGUGGACGUACACGUUAUUGGCUUUUCUUUGGCCCUCCCUCACUUCGUCCAUCCUAGAUCUUCACACCGUCAGUCCAUGUGCCGGUAGAUCUGUUUAAGCAAUACGCUGGUCUUUCCUUAUUCUCCUAUGCAGCAACAUCCAAACGCAAACAUUCUCGUGGCUUGGACUCGGUUGUGUGCGUCAUAUCUGGCUUGGCCAAGAACAAUACGUUCUCAGACAGUCUGCUCGGAAAUCCUUCGUCCAGUUAGGACAGUAGAUUAUCAAAUAUGUCCUUUGAACGCUCUUACCAGGAUUCGGUGGCUCUUUGGUCAAGAGCAAUUUCUUUUCGACGAAGUGGUAAAAAUGCCGAUUUGCGUAAAUCCAAGGAUCAGUUGUCAAUUCGACCAGAAACGAACUUGAAGACGAGUGAACAAAGUUGUGUAGUGAUAAUCAUCGCACAGUGCUAACUCGGUGUUCGUCCCGCAGACUUUAAUUUGCCAACUCAACUCAAGUGCUUUAUUUGGAUUCGGUUUACAAUUAUCCCAAUUCCUAGGGAAUUAACCAGUUACAGUGAUCCUAACCGUGCCCAAACCUUUCAGGACCCCAACGUUCCUCAUGUGCCCCUUCAUCCCUUCAUAUUCUCACUGCUAUCCUAAUCCUACUCAUUGUAUUUGACUUACCUUUCUAGGCGUUGAAGUCUCCCCAGUUCAAGUCGAAUUUUGAGUUGUCUUUCACACUUGCAGACACGUUAAUGUUGACCAAUGUAGCUGAAGGAGCGACACUCUCCCCAAGAUUCGAAAACGAGAAUUCCCAGUUGCGACGGACUAUUGACUGGUGGCUCAGAAUUUGCGCCUUUCUCUUGUGCUGUGCCCCGCAAAUCCCGGAAUAUCGUUCUUCAGGUCGCCGUUUGGCGUUUGCUCCGAAGAAUCAGUGGUGUCUGUGUGGAGCAGAGGAAACACUGUCGCCACGCGACAAACCCGUUGACAUUGACCUCCUCGAUUAAAGAUGGAACAGGUCCAGACUCAGUGGUGGUUCAGAUCGACGUGGGUCACCUUGAGUGAAGACCAUGACAUAUUGGGACUGACUGUUUAAAUAGAACAGUUGGUCUUGGGCUUUUGCCAUUGUCACUUCUCAGCAACUCAUUCUAGUCAUGAACAAGACUGCUUCCAUUCUGUUUUGCAUGUGCCUCAUGUUGGGUACGGUGCUCUCACAACAGAGUGUCCAUCACUUGGUUCCGAUACAUCAUAAGUCAUUGAUAGUUCAACGAGGGAGAAUGGAUCCCGUCAAAAGACGCCUGCACAAACGAAAUGUGGACUUUUCCGACUUUGAUUGGAUCAAAACCCUAGAUGGACUUUAUUCUCCGGAUACAUUCGUGGACCAGAUUGUCGUUGGAGCCAGUUUAACUACAUUCAGAACUGCCGGAUUUUUAAUUGCACAAUGGAUUUACUGCAAAUUGUUGGAUGCUUCGGUCGGUUCCAGUCGAACUGCUUUGGAGAGUUUAGACUAUCUCUUCAACACCGAUGCUUUUGUCGGCUCCAUCGGGCGAAACUUCCGGAACUACAGUCUCAUCUUGCUUGGUCGAUCGAUCUUUGACUUGGUUGUCUACGGUCCCAUUCGAACCAUUCAAGGCUUGACCCGGCGAUCCUUCCCCGAAGUCUUGGGCAUUGCCUUUAGUGAUGACAUCACUCAGGUCUUCUAUGGUCGUUUCGUGAUCGAAGGCAUCUCUGUCGCCGCAGGUUGGCUCCUUUGGGGAGUCAUUGGCAAUAUCAAUGAGGCUACCCUCAGACGCAAACGGAGGAGUGCUCAAGAGGAAGGCCAAAGGCUGGACGAGCCCGAUAUCAAAGUGCCCGAGUACUUGACCAAAGGCUUGGAGCGUGUCAUGAUGUCUCUCUAUGACGAUUCCACUGAUUUUUUCUAGUCAAACAAUCUUAGAUAUCAAAUUGCAAAUAGAACACUAUGAAAUUCA